Electrophorus electricus (electric eel) is the source of this 1957-nucleotide messenger RNA. It is a transcript of the gene rsrc2, whose product is annotated as arginine/serine-rich coiled-coil 2. NCBI's taxonomy places the organism in Eukaryota, Metazoa, Chordata, Actinopteri, Gymnotiformes, Gymnotidae. The record is from RefSeq and is a predicted model, not a curated record.
CGGGUUAUCAGGUAUUGUUUUAGCCAACUACCACAGUGACACUCGAAACCGAGCUUCCAAGGUAGUAAUACGGUUAAAAUAAACAGAUUUGAGGUCUCUGAAGUUUCAAAAGGUGGCAAAUGACGCCCUAAACAAUUUAGAAGCUCAGCCUUUGACGUGGAGAGACAGAUUCAGCAUGGAAACUUCUUCUAAAUCUCCCAGGAGUACGAAACAUCACUCACGGUCCAGAUCACGUUCAAGAGACCGAAAACGCAAAUCAGGUGACAAGAAACACAGAAGAUCCCGGAGCAGAAGCAAAGAGGCGCGGCGGAGAGACUCUGAGAAGUCGCUGAAAUCGCACAGCCGAUCAGAGGACAUGCAGAAUUCCGAUAAGGACCGAGAGAGACUUUCUGAAGACAGCACAGAGGACCGACAUCGAAGAAAGGAGAGGAAAUCCUCUAGAGGAAGAAGUCAAUCUAGAUCACGCUCACGGGAAAGCAGACGACAUCACAGUCGAAGUCGGGACAAGCGACGGUCUCUGUCCCGCAGCCGUGAAAGACGAUCAAGAAGCCGUGACAGGAAGAGGCGGGCUAGGUCCCGGUCCCGGUCCCGUUCCCUCUCCAGAAGCAAACACCGACAGCGCAGCAGAAGCAAACACCGACAGCGCAGCAGAAGCCGCAGUAAGAGCAGGGAGAAGAAAAAGAGGAGUGAAAAACCGAAGAGGAAGACUCAUAGCCAGUCACCCAGUCCUGUGGCUUUCAGGGGCAGAAACACAGCCAUGGAUGCCCAAGAGGCUUUGGCCAGGAGGUUGGAGAGAGCUAAAAAACUCCAAGAACAGAAAGAGAAAGAGAUGCUGGAGCAACAGCAACAACAGCAGCAGCAACAGCAACAACAAGAGCAGCAACAACAGCAGCAGCAACAGGAGAUGGCAGCAGCAGCCGUAGCGACGCCGCUGCUCUGUGAAAAUGUCCCGGCUGCGGCAGCCAGCCCUGUCCUCAAUGUGGCAGCACUAUUGGCUUCAGGAACGCAGGUCACACCACAGAUCGCUAUGGCAGCACAGAUGGCUGCCCUACAGGCCAAAACGUUAGCCGAGACGGGCAUUGCUGUACCAAGCUACUAUAAUCCCUCAGCUGUCAACCCCAUGAAGUUUGCUGAGCAAGAGAAGAAAAGGAAGUUGUUGUGGCAGGGAAAGAAGGAUGGGGACAAGUCACAAACAGCUGAACUGUGGGAGAAGCUAAAUUUUGGCAAUAAGGACCAAAACGUCAAGUUCCGCAAAUUAAUGGGCAUCAAAGCUGAUGAUGGAGCUUCUGGUAUGCUCAAUGAAGAAGGCCUAAAGACACUGCAGCAGCAGGAAGAAAUGUUUCGCAAUUUGGACGUCCAGUAUGAGAUGGCCCGCUCACAGACACACACGCAGAGAGGAAUGGGCCUUGGCUUCUCUUCGUCUUUUUCUUCACGAGGAAUGGAUGCCAUCUGAGUGCUGUUUAUACUCUUCCAUCAAUGUCUCCAGAAGUUCAACUGGGUUUUUAUGUGUGUAUAGAAAGCUGAAACUUUAAAUCGCAUGGAUGUUGGUUGCAUCAGAUCUGUAAUUUAUUCAAACAUCACCAGUUUUGUCUAGAAAGGAUCCACAUGUAAAUACACCUAAGUGAUUGGUCUUACAUCUUUGUUAGGCUAGUACUGCGAAUCUCUCUGGAAAAUUAUGCAAAGGUGCAAUAUGGUAUUGCAGAGCUUUAAGAGGGAUUCAGAAUAUUAGAAUUAGGCUAAUGGUAUUGUAACCUUUUUUCCCCCCUAUUAUGUUUUUAUUUUCUUACUAUAAUUCAAGGUUGUCCAGGUGAGUAGAGCAUCAUUGUUGCUUAGAAUCUUGCUAUGAGUAACACCUGACUGCAUUGUAAGACACUGGCAUAGUACCACAACAGGUGUGCCAAGCUAUUGUAACUGCUUAUGACAGCCUGAUUAAAUUUUUGUUAGUUCUCAUGAAAAA